Molecule: messenger RNA, 2112 nt
Organism: Oldenlandia corymbosa var. corymbosa
Lineage: Eukaryota; Viridiplantae; Streptophyta; Magnoliopsida; Gentianales; Rubiaceae
Source: the annotation of a GenBank genome assembly
CUGAUAAGUUUCACCUCUUCAAUAAGAAGACAACUAAGCUUAUGAAAAAAUGGCAAUGUCUCGGUUGUGACACGUCCGCAACACUCUUGCUUAUGUGUAAGCCUUCUUUUCACUUUCUUAUAUAGUAGACAGAAUGAGGGAAAUAAUGAAUGCCAAACAAACCUCUUAUAAUUUCAUCAUUCAAUCCAUCACUCACCGUUUUUUGCAUUCUUUAAUUCACCGAAAAAUUUAAUGGGUUCUUCAUGGUUUCCCAUUUCUUUGUUUCUUGUUUUACCCUUGUUCUGCAACUCUGUUUUUGGUAAUAAACAAAUUGAGUCGGUCCAAACGGCAAGGGAUGGAAUUCUGGAAGCCAUCAAUUGGGCUCAAGGAAUGACGACCAAAUUUUACAGUGAGGAUGAUGAUGGAAUUACUUCAAGCAAUGAACUAAUUAAUAUUGUUGCCAUUGGAGAUUGCUUGAAGCUGUAUGAAGAUUCUGAGCAUUUGCUUUCAAGGUUAGUUUCUUCCAGCGUGAAUUUCAGCCGUGAUGACGCCGUUACGUGGUUAAGUGCGGCAAUGGCUAGUCACCGGAGCUGUUUGGACGGCUUGGAAGAUAAAGGGUUGAAAUAUGAAACGGAAUCAGCUCGGAAUUUGAGUAACUUGCUUCGUGAAGCUUUGAGUUCAGUAAAGCAACAACGACAUUUUGGAAACUCCAGAAGCUAUGGGAUUCCUAGGAUUACAGCUCAGGAUCAGUUUUGGGGGGUUUUGGCAUCAUGGGAUGCGGCGAAAUGGAAAGCUGAUAUUGUUGUUGCACAAGAUGGGUCAGGGAAUCAUCGGAGCAUCAAUGAAGCUGUUUCUGCUCUGGCUAAAAUGGGUCGUAAUAGACCUGGGAGAGCCAUAAUUUACGUCAAAUCUGGAAUAUACCAUGAAAAGGUGGAGAUUGAAAGGAAUUUAGAGAACGUGAUGUUUGUUGGAGAUGGAAUGGAUAGAACAGUUGUGACUGGUUACGGUAACGUUCAUGAUGGUGCAAGUACCAUAAGCUCUGCUACUUUUGGUGUUUCUGGCAAUGGAUUUUGGGCAAGAGACAUAACAUUCGAGAACACGGCCGGACCCGAAAAACAUCAGGCGGUGGCACUUAGAGUGGCCUCAGACCUUUCAGUAUUCUACCGUUGCAGUUUCAAAGGUUACCAAGACACCCUCCUGGUUCACUCUCUCCGGCAAUUUUACCGGGACUGCCAUAUUUACGGUACACAGGAUUUCAUUUUUGGUGAUGCAUCCGCAGUUUUCCAGAACUGCGACAUUUUCGUCCGGAAACCGAUGGAUCACCAAUCCAACUUGAUAACUGCACAAGGCAGGGACAACCCAGAACAGAACACCGGAAUUUCAAUCUUAAACUCCAGAGUUUCGCCGGCUUCCGAUUUCAGGCCGGUGAUCAGCAGGUUCAAAAGUUACCUGGGCCGGCCAUGGAAAAAGUACUCGAGAACAGUGUUCAUUAAGACGGAUUUAGAUGGUUUAGUAGAUCCUCAAGGAUGGAAGGAAUGGAGUGGUGAUUUUGCGCUUUCAACUUUAUAUUAUGCAGAAUUCAUGAACAGGGGAUAUGGUGCUUUUACUGUAAACAGAGUAAAAUGGCCUGGGUACCAUGUUCUUCGUGAUUACGGCGAGGCUAGCCAAUUCUCGGUGAAGAAUUUCAUACAGGGACAUUAUUGGAUUCCGGCCACCGGAGUGCCAUAUUGGGCCGAUGUUUAGAGCUUUUCUGGAAUCUGGAGUGUGUAGUAUUCCACAAUCAUACGUAUCAUGCGUGUACUACGUUAUUUUGAAACUAGAUUCCUCAGUUCAUUUUGGCAGCUAGCUGUUUAUGUGGGAUGGGACAUUUUAAUAAAUUAGUAUGUGAUUUUGCCCCCAUGCAUCAACUACUAUAGAUUAUAGAAUUACUUAUCCCCUAUUCUUUUUGUUGAUUGUAAAUGUCUUUAUUUGUGGUCAAUUACAUAGAUCCAUAGAGUACCACAAAAGUUGCUACUUCUUCACAUUGGAAAUAGUUGUCCGAGUUGGGAUAUAAUCGGUUGCUGCUUUGACAGUUAAAAAAUAAUUGUCCGGUUCAAGUGAUAAUAAUAUUGGGUCAAGUUAAUUAUAAUUCGG